GGCGGCAGUCCAUGUCGUCUGCUCGAUUUGACAUUUGUGCGCUAUCGCAGAUUUUUUCUCGCGUCGUUCUCUCGAUUUCUCGCGCGCUUUUCUGCGCCGUUUGCGGCGUUUUAUCGCGAGAAAACAAUUUCCGGCCAUUUCUUCAUCCCUUUAUCAGGGAGACGAACGGCGGAUUCGUCGAUCGUUAAAUUCGGCGGAUCCACCAGAUCCAGACGUCGUCUGCUGCGACAGCGCAACGGCUGCGCGAAUCGUGUCGGCGCCAGAGUAUGCGGGUCGUAAUCGCAGUGUUGUGUGUUGUGACGAUUUGCGGCGAGAGAUAAAUGAGAGGAAUGUACGCCCGUGACUCUUGAGAACGCGCGAUGUGCUUGACGCGUCGUCGUUGCGGGAAUGGAGGCUGAAGUCAGAGUGGAUCGUAGACGCGCUCGAACAAAUCACGGCGAUUUUAUUAUGGAUUUUCGGGCGUGAAUGACGUGUCGACGCCGAUCGUCAAUGCGAAAUGCGAGCCGAAUCUUGUAUGUAUGUACGUACGUACAUACAUAGAUGCAUACAUAUGUAGUACAAGUAUCGUGAAAUAAACACGCGCGAAUCGAGGUAGCGUCGUUCGACCUUAUGACAAUCAGACUGAAAUAUGUAUACGAAAAUAUAUUAAAUGCUACAGAAUUGUGUGAACCGAUCGAAAUGUUGAAUGAGAAGCGAUGUGAUUACCGGACGUAACUCGUCUAAUGGAUUCGUCCUGUGCCUCCUAUACGGAAAUGCAACUGCGCUAUCGGGAGGAUAUGCGGAUUCGAUACAUACGUUGGCGUUAAAUUUUGCAGUUGCACACUGUUUUUUCGACUCUAGUCCAGACUUCAAAAGUAUUAUUUGUUUUAAGUACAAUAUUAGUACUUAUGUUAACAAUGUACUUAAUAUUAGUACACCAUCGAGUGAAACAGAUACCGAGUAUCUAUUCGCAUUAAACAUGUAGCCCCAUAACAGGAUAGCUGACUGAGAAUGGAACUGAUACCAAAACAUUAUGUGAUGAUAAGUACUUAUAAGAUAUGUCAUAAUGCAUUACGUUGCAAUUGAUUCUACAGAGGAAUUUAGAUAUAAGCUUGGAUAUUUAUUGAAGCACAAACAAUUGACAUAAAGAACGUUGUUUUUAAAUAACAAUAGUGACGAUGUAAGAAAUUUCAAACAUUAGAUGUACUUCAUAUAACAGCAAAUAAGAGAGAUUGCAUGUUAACUUUGGAAAUUUAUUAAUCAUUUAUAUAUAGAAGAAAUAUUUCUCUCUCUGUCUUUUUCUUUGAAAAAAUUUUUCCACAUUAUAUAUUUUGAUAUGUACUGUACAAGUAAAGAAUUUUUUACUAGUUAUAGUAUAAAGAAAAAUUGAUCUUAUAAUAUUCAAAUAAUCAAGGAGAAUAGUAAUAUAAAAAAUAUAAUCACUGAUCUUUUGUACUUAAUGCAUUAGCUACGAGUAUUAUGGAGCAGAGCAAUGGAAAUGACAUCUCUAGUGUUUCAAAUAUCGCCAAAGUAGAUGUAUCCCCAAAAUCAAAACAGAAGAAAAAGUCUCUCUGUCGCAUACUUAUGAACAAGAAAACCAAGGUUGGCUGCUUGGAAUCAUCGUACAAAGACGGAGAUUCGAAUAAAAAUUCUAAGAUAGAAAACUCACAACAUGGAUCUCAAACUAGCACUAAACUGUCCCUGUGUUGCGCCAUGACUGAACGUAGCAGAACGCCACCUCAGAGCUUAACCGUCAGUAGGCUUUCCCCUACGACGUUAAGUCGUACUUCGGUCAAAUCCGAGGUAGCUUCCAUCAACGGGAAUCGUCAAACGGAUGUACUAGUCGAGAAGGAAGAAAUGCAUGUUCCGAAUGACCAAGCUCAGAUGGCUCAAGAGACUGUAGUCAAAAGAAAUAAUGUAGCAGCGAGGAAGGAGCAACGUUAUAGUUCUUAUAUAGAAGGUGAAAACUCUUCUUCCGGAUCAUUAUCGCCGAGUAUAUCGGAACAAUUACGUCGUAAAUUGCUUCAUAGAAGAUCCGCGGAUAACUUGAUUGUAAACUCACCGACAAAUUCUAUGAGACAUUCUAGUCCAGAAUCUAUUAAAAGUGCACCGAUCCAACAUAAGCCACGUUCAACAUCGCACGAUGCUCUAUCCAAAAAGAAAGAUCGUUACUUUGGCCAAACAACAGCGUCUAUGGAUAGCUUAGCGAAGCAAUCAUUACUCGCCGCACAAGUACUUAAUUUGAUUCCUACUCAGAAAGCAAGAGAAAGAAAUUUUCUUCACGGAAGGAUCGCCGCCAAUUCUUUACUCGGAUCGGUUGAACUCGAGAAAGUAUUGCCGAAUCGGGAAUUGAAAAUUUUUAUCGGCACAUGGAACAUGAACGGUCAGACUCCGCCGAAAGAGUUGAACGAUUUUAUGUUGCCAUCCGACAUAGAGACUGUUCCCGACUUGCUAGUUAUAGGAACGCAAGAGUCGUGCUCCGAACGAAAUGAAUGGGAAGCAGCUCUGCAGGAGACACUCGGACCAUCGCACGUGUUGCUCACUAGCAGUUAUCUCGGUACACUUCACCUCGCAUUAUUUCUGAGACGAGAUCUGAUCUGGUUCUGCUCCAUCCCGGAAGAAGAUAGUUUCUCGACAAGAACCGGAACGGCGUUUAGAACGAAGGGUGCGGUAGCGAUAGCUCUCAUGAUAUUCGGCACCAGUUUUCUCUUCGUCACCGCUCACUUGACCGCACAUCAAGAUAAAGUGAAAGAACGAGUCAAUGAUAUAAAGAGAAUAAUUAGAAAUCUUGACCUUCCCAAAGAACUACCUACCAGGCAUAAAAGCAAAGAUGUAACGCAAAAUUUCGAUUGCGUAUUUUGGUGCGGUGACUUAAACUUCCGUCUAGCUCAGCCGAGAGAGGAAGUGAUCCAGUGGAUCACGAAUACAUGCUUUCCGCAAGAGUCACCGAUAAACUUGCGCAAGGAUCAAUUGAGAACUAUUCUAAACGAAGGAGCUAUAUUACGCGGUUUCGAGGAAGCCCCUAUCACUUUUCCUCCUACUUACAAAUACGAUCCAGGAACGCAGAAUUUUGAUUCCAGCAGCAAGCAACGCACUCCCGCCUACACCGAUAGAAUUCUUUUCAAAGGGAAGGGUCACACCAGGGGAUACAUCAGGCGUGUUAGUCACGAGAGUGCCAGCUCGCAUAAAGACGGAGCUAUAGAGUGCUUGGUAUACGAUUCCGUUCCCAGUAUUUGCACCUCGGAUCACAAACCGGUCUGGGGAGUUUUUAAAACUACGUUGAGACCGGGUAUCGAUACAAUUCCGCUUGGCGCUGGUCUUUUCAAUCGCGAGGUAUACCUGGAAGGCAUUAGGAGGCGCGCGGCGGCGAUGGAUGAUUCUCUCGGAACUUCAAAGGUUUGUUCGAUCCAAUAAAGCAAUUGGAGAUUAUUGCGAGCGUGUAAAUUGAUUAUACAUAUAUACAAAUAAAGAUAUUUGCCG
Molecule: messenger RNA, 3459 nt
Organism: Formica exsecta
Lineage: Eukaryota; Metazoa; Arthropoda; Insecta; Hymenoptera; Formicidae
Gene: INPP5E
Product: inositol polyphosphate 5-phosphatase E
Exons: 5
Coding region: 1459-3393 (644 amino acids)
Biological process (GO): phosphatidylinositol dephosphorylation
Molecular function (GO): phosphatase activity
Source: RefSeq, a predicted model, not a curated record